Endocarpon pusillum Z07020 is the source of this 3033-nucleotide messenger RNA. RefSeq lists its product as uncharacterized. NCBI's taxonomy places the organism in Eukaryota, Fungi, Ascomycota, Eurotiomycetes, Verrucariales, Verrucariaceae. The transcript is spliced from 3 exons. Gene Ontology annotation, cellular component: nucleus; MCM complex. The coding region runs from base 1 to 3033 and encodes 1010 amino acids. Gene Ontology annotation, molecular function: ATP binding; single-stranded DNA helicase activity; single-stranded DNA binding. Gene Ontology annotation, biological process: DNA replication; DNA strand elongation involved in DNA replication; double-strand break repair via break-induced replication. The record is from RefSeq and is a predicted model, not a curated record.
AUGUCGUCUCCUGCUUCUUCUCGAAAGCGUGGUCAAUCGUCCCGCAACUCGGUGUCAUCUACUCCUGCUCGACCGACAAGCACGCCCAAGAGAUCGCGACAGCACACCGGUUCAGCAAAUCCAACCCCUUCACCACUUUUCGUGCAAUCGUCGCCAUCAAAUGGCCAGCGACAGAAUGCCCGGGCUAUGUCAUCCAAUGUGAACGUUAGCUCUCCUGUCCGCUUUUCCUCUGAUGCUGGAGAUGGGGAGACUACUCCCAGAGCAAACAGAGCCGCUGUUGGAGAUUCGUCACCUAUUCGCUACGUUUCCAGCUCUAGUCCACCUCGAAAUGGCAACAAUAUUCGUUCGGACCUACCCAGCAGUAGCAGUGGCCUGUUUGUGCGCUCAGAUCAGACGACCGACUCUUCUGGGAUCCCUCGUAUAUCGUCACGCCGCGGUGACAUACAUUCUGAUGCAUUUGCAUCCACACCUGCUCGUCGCAGACGCAUCUUCGUCGGUGAAGAUGGCAUGCCUGUGGCCGACAGCGGUGAUCCACGAUCAGAAGCUACCUUCUCAAACCUCAACCCUGAUACAUCGGAAGCAGAUGCAUUGGGCGGAGAGUCUACUCGUGUGAUCUGGGGCACCAAUAUUUCUAUCCAGGACUCGAUGUCGUCGUUCAAGAACUUCUUGUGCAAUUACGCCAAAAAGUAUCGCAUGUGGACCGAUGGUGCCAGUGAAGCAGAAACCAAUGCUAUGGGCCCCGUGGCCGACGAAAAGGAGUAUAUUCGUAUGCUGAAUGAGAUGCGUCUACUUGGAGUCUGUGGGUUGAAUCUCGACGUCAAAAAUCUCCGGGCAUAUCCGCCCACCUUGAAAUUGUUCCACCAGCUACAAGCAUAUCCCCAGGAAAUCAUUCCCUUGAUGGAUCAGACAAUCAAGGAUGUCAUGCUUGAGCUGGCCGUCAAAGAGAAGCAGGAUAUGCGACGAGAAGUCGCUGCAGCAAGAGUUAGGAUCCCCAGAGCGAGGGAUGGGAGCUCUCUUGCACCUUUGCCCAGCUCAGAUCUGGGAUUACCAGCCGGAGCUCCAUCCGCUCCAAACACUGAUGGGCCGGACCCAGUCGAGGAUGUUGAGAUGAGAACUUACAAAGUCCUUCCCUUUGGUCUUGAUAAGUGUGUCAAUAUGCGAGACCUUGACCCGUCUGAUAUGGACAAGCUCAUUUCCGUCAAAGGUCUUGUCAUUCGGGCUACCGCCAUCAUUCCUGACAUGAAAGAAGCAUUCUUCCGCUGUGCCGUGUGCAACCAUACAGUCUUCGUCUCGAUUGAUCGUGGCAAAAUCGCCGAGCCCACAAUCUGUCCGCGAGAAGCCUGCAAAUCGAGAGAUAGCAUGCAAAUUCAGCACAAUCGCUGCGCUUUCGCCGACAAGCAGGUCAUCAAGCUGCAGGAGACUCCGGAUUCGGUCCCGGACGGGCAGACUCCUCACUCGGUCAGUUUAUGUGCUUAUGACGAAUUGGUGGAUGUCUGCAAAGCCGGUGAUCGGAUUGAGGUGACGGGUAUCUUCCGAUGCAAUCCAGUGCGAAUCAACCCACGACAGCGAACCAUCAAAUCCCUUUUCAAGACGUAUGUGGAUGUCCUGCACAUACAGAAAGUUGACAAGCGCAAGCUGGGCAUAGAUGUCAGUACAGUUGAGCAAGAGUUGUCGGAGCAAGUCGCUGGCGACGUGGAAGCAGCUCGUAAGGUCUCCGCCGAGGAAGAAGCAAAGAUCAAAGAAACCGCAGCGCGAGCGGACGUGUAUGAGCUGUUGGCUCGGUCACUUGCACCAUCAAUCUACGAGAUGGAUGAUGUCAAAAAAGGAAUCCUGCUGCAACUCUUUGGGGGGACGAACAAAUCAUUUGAGAAGGGUGGAAGUCCAAAGUAUCGAGGAGACAUCAAUGUGUUAUUAUGUGGUGAUCCGUCAACCUCGAAGUCUCAGCUGUUGCAGUACGUCCACAAAAUUGCUCCGAGAGGCGUUUACACGUCUGGCAAGGGCAGUUCCGCUGUCGGCUUAACAGCGUACGUGACGCGGGACCCUGAAUCUCGACAGCUUGUCCUGGAAUCGGGAGCGCUUGUUCUGUCCGAUGGUGGCGUCUGCUGCAUCGAUGAAUUUGACAAGAUGAACGAUUCUACCCGCAGCGUGUUACAUGAAGUGAUGGAGCAACAGACCGUGUCGAUCGCAAAGGCAGGCAUCAUCACCACUUUAAACGCCAGAACGAGUAUUCUCGCCUCAGCAAAUCCUAUUGGCUCGAAGUACAACGUCAAUCUUCCCGUACCGCAGAAUAUAGACCUCCCACCAACCCUUUUAUCGCGCUUUGACCUUGUCUAUCUCGUGCUGGACCGAAUCGACGAAGUCAAUGAUCGGAGGUUGGCGAAACAUCUGGUGAGUAUGUAUCUCGAAGACACGCCUGAGAAUGCGAGUAGUCAGGAGAUCAUGCCAAUUGAGUUCCUAACGUCUUACAUCUCCUAUGCGCGCAACAAUUGCCAUCCUACUCUCACACCCAACGCCUCGUCUGCAUUAGUCUCGGCCUACGUCUCGAUGCGCAAACUAGGAGAAGACAUUCGCUCUCAAGACCGCCGCAUCACCGCCACCACCCGCCAGCUCGAAUCCAUGAUCCGACUGUCAGAGGCACACGCGAAGAUGCGUCUGUCUCCCACGGUGGACGAGGAUGAUGUGCACGAAGCGGUGCGACUGAUCAAGAGCGCCAUCAAAGCGUCCGCGACCGACGCGCGGACAGGGUUGAUCGAUAUGGGGCUGUUGAGUGAGGGAGGAGGCAGCCUGGAGAGAAAGAGAAGAGACGAUCUGAAGAGGGCGGUGUUGGAGUGUCUGGACAGCGUGGACACGGUGAGCAGUGGAGGGAGCGUCAGAUAUCCAGACCUGUUCAGGAGGGUGGGCGAAGGGGCCAGUGUGGAAGUUGAAGGGCUGGAGUUCGGCGAGGCGAUUCGCGGUCUGGAACAGGAAGGUAAGGUGCAAGUGUUGGGAGAGGGGGCGCGGAGGAUGGUCAGGAGGGUUACUGGUGUGGUUUAG